This is a messenger RNA of Desarmillaria tabescens, 1491 nucleotides long. RefSeq lists its product as uncharacterized. The record is from RefSeq and is a predicted model, not a curated record. Lineage: Eukaryota; Fungi; Basidiomycota; Agaricomycetes; Agaricales; Physalacriaceae. The transcript is spliced from 3 exons. The coding region runs from base 1 to 1491 and encodes 496 amino acids.
AUGUCUGGCAGUCUGAUAUUACUAGAUGACUCGGCCUUCUCACCUGGCUUCAGUCCCAGCUCUCUUUGGACCCAAGAUCCUGGCCAGCUGUGGUUACAACAGUGGUACCAACAUUAUUCCUCGUGGGCAGUGCAUAGCAAUGCGAAUACCUCGACGUAUGGAUCCUUCUCAGUUACCUUUGAAGGCAUUUCGAUUGCUUUCACUGGUAACACUCCUCCUCGCACGAACAAACAGAAUUUUUCCGUUUUCAUCGAUGGAGAAGAUGCCUAUAUUGCUUCAUACCCCUCUCAUACAGAGUAUAUGCAGUGGUAUAUGUCGCCAACACUGGAAGAGGGCACCCAUACUAUCACUCUUACAGAAAUGGAUAAUAUCGACGUUGAUUAUGCGAUCGUCGGUGUUGGCAAUCAAACAACUGUCCUCGGCAAUGACAUCCUGGUGGACGACACCAGUGAUAAUAUUGUCUGGACUGGAGACUGGCAGACAAAUACAAGUACCCUAACGCAUAUCACGGAGACCUCUAUCGUCAAUCACCCACUUGGGAAUUCUACGAAGGACAGUAAAACUGUUGGGGACUCUUUCUCUUUCGAGUUUACAGGGACGAGCGUAUCUGUAUUCGGGAUUCAGAGGAAUUCUAUAGUCGGAGUCAUCUCCGCUGAUUUCAGCGUAGAUGGAGGGGAAACCACUACCUUCUCUACAACCAGUACACGUUCUGGUAAUGACUUAGCCAACACGGUGUUCUUUUCAUCUUCGAUCCUCAGCUCUGGAAUUCACACACUUAUCAUGAACAUUACAGUGGUCGCUGGUGACCAGUCGCUGAAGCUUGAUUACAUCACUUAUUCUGGUCAGGUGUCCGAUAGCAAUAGCUCGCCAUCACCUUCAAGUAGUAGUACCAGUUCCCCCGGCUCGAAUCUUCCUUCUGGUUCCAGCACGUCGCAUUCCUUCAAAGGCAUUGUUGGAGGGGCGGUGAGCGGUGGUAUCAUUUUACUCCUGGUAAUAGCAGGCACUCUGUUCUUGUGGCGACGGAAAAAACAAGCUCAUCAUGAGGCUAAUUUGAUAAGCUUGUCUCGACCGUUUACCUGUUCGUCCAAUUUCCGCCCUGCACUUAUCCUUUUUAACGCUACUUUCUUUCAAGACACUCCAGACCAAUCUGUUGGUCGCCGGGCCCAGCCGUCUGUUCCAACGCCCUCCACAACCGAGCAGAAUUUCAAGACUUGGCAACAAAGUGGAGGCACAUCGGCUGUGAGAUCCGCGUCGACUGCCGGCUCCUCACAUGUGUCCCCUUCAUCACCUACCCUCGAACGACCUCGGUCUACCUCCGAGAAUCAAGCGGAAACCAGACGCCGACUCGAUGAGAUCAACAGUUUGAUAGCCCAGAUUGAGCAACCCUCGAACGAAAUGGCACAGAUACAACAGCUGCAAAGUCGAAUUGAGAUGUUGACUGAGGAGAAUACACGGUUGAUGGGAGUGUCGCCUCCGGCGUACGGAGACUGA